UAUAUAACUGUACUAAGAAAAAAAAAAAAGUGGGGGAGGGGCCUGACGGCCUACGUUGUUAACAUAAGAUGUUUGGCAUAUGAGGUAGCUUUAAAUCCGGGACAAAAUGAUUGCUAAAUGGCCACUCACAUCAAUUAAUCUAUAAAUUUGGUUUCAUGUCGCCCGCAAUUCACUGCAACCCACAAUUCUCUCACACUGCUUUUCAUCUCCUCCUCUGGUUUUUCAUCUCUAGCAAUUGAAAGAGAGAGGGAGGGAGAGGAAGAAAAAAGGUGCAAAAUAAGGCUGCUCUCUCCUGCUCUUGCUGAUCCUUCCCAAGGAGUGGAUCGAGGCAAUGGCCGCCACCUUCGCCGGAACCACACAGAAGUGCACCGCCUGUGACAAGACUGUCUACCUGGUUGACAAGUUGGCUGCCGAUAACCGGGUCUACCAUAAGGCCUGCUUCCGAUGCCACCACUGCAGGGGCACCCUCAAGCUCAGCAACUACUGUUCUUUCGAGGGGGUCCUUUACUGCAGGCCUCAUUAUGAUCAACUCUUCAAGCGAACUGGCAGCCUGGACAAGAGCUUUGAAGGAACACCCAAAAUCUUGAAACCUGAAAAACCUGUUGAGGAGAACGCGAAGGCAGUCUCGAAUUUGUUCGGGGGCACCAGAGAGAAAUGUGUGGGGUGCAAUAAGACAGUUUAUCCAAUUGAGAAGGUGACGGUUAAUGGGACUCCAUACCAUAGGAGCUGCUUCAAAUGCACCCAUGGAGGUUGCACCAUAAGCCCAUCCAACUACAUUGCCCAUGAAGGAAAGCUCUACUGCAAGCACCACCACAUCCAACUCUUCAAGGAGAAAGGGAACUACAGCCAACUUGAGAGCGACCGAGAAAAGAAUAUAAUAUCUGAGAAAGUCACUGCUGUGGAAAUUGCUGCUGAAUCAUAACCCACUUCAACAACUUCUCAUGUAGCACCCACCCUUCCCCUAUAGUUUGUAAUGAUGUCUUGCUUGUAAAAUAAGGUCUGUCUUAUGAACUUCUGUCAUAAAACUUGUGGACUUUCAGAUGUACUGUUGUGGGUUUGAUUUACAAGGUUUAGUUCAUAUAAAAUGUGCCUGUUGUGUUGUGUUUCA
This is a messenger RNA of Corylus avellana, 1108 nucleotides long. RefSeq names its product LIM domain-containing protein WLIM1. NCBI's taxonomy places the organism in Eukaryota, Viridiplantae, Streptophyta, Magnoliopsida, Fagales, Betulaceae. The record is from RefSeq and is a predicted model, not a curated record.